CACUGUAGCAAAUUGCCAAUUUAAAUUCAAAUCACCCCUAAUCACUUCCUAACGUUCCAAACUCCUAUAUAAACCCCCUCUAGGUCUCAUUUUAUAAACAACAACUUCCCAAUUAAAUCUAAAGCCUACUUCUCUGUUCUUGAGUGUCCUAAAGCUUUGUUCUUAUUUUUCUUACUCUUUUGAGUAAAAGCUUUCAUUAUUACACUCACACACAAGGGCAUUUGUGUUUCAUUAUUUUAUAUCUUGCCUAUAGGCUUUUGUUGUUGUUGAUUUAAAUCUUUUGUUCUUCUCCUACCCAAUUUACAUUUGUUAUCAUUUUGGUAGAGAAGAAACACCAAUCUUUUUAUUGAUUUGUAAAAGGUGUGGAUAACCUAUAAAUCCUCAUUGUAAGAUUGAAGAUAGCCUUAAAAUCUUCGGUUGUAAACGGUUGAGAUAGCCGUAGUAAAAUCUCAUUUGCUUAUUGGCAAGGGUUGUUUGCCAAACCUCGUUUGAGUGUUCUUAGUGAAGCCAAACAAGUUAGUGGAGGUUAAAUCCUUGAGGAGGAGCAUCGAGGUGAACACCAAGUUCCUACUCCAAUGGACAAACUCACCAUCGAAGACAAGAAAAAACUCUCCCUGAAUGCCAAAGCACUAAAUGUGUUUUGUGCCUUGGGUCAAGAUGAGUUUGCUAGGGUGAGCUCUUGCAAAUCCGCAAAGGAAGCAUGGAAGCUCCUAGAAGCCACCCAUGAAGGAGAUAAAGACACAAAAGCUACCAAGAUAGCUUUAGGAACAUCCGAGUAUGAAAACUUCAAGAUGAAGGCCGGAGAAUCCGUUCAAGAUAUGAACAAAUGAUUCAAUCUCAUUGUCAACAAUUUGAAAGAAUGUCAUUGGUAAAGGUAUGAUAGGUAUUUCAAGUGAUUUUUCAAUAAAUGAUUUUUAUCUUGUUGAUUGCCUAAAAUUUAACUUAAUUAGCAUAAGCCAACUUUGUGACAAUGGCCACAAAAUUGAGUUUAAUGCAAAUUCCUGCGUUUUAUAUGGUCAAAAUAAAGAUGAAAUCAUUUU
Cuscuta campestris is the source of this 1040-nucleotide messenger RNA. NCBI's taxonomy places the organism in Eukaryota, Viridiplantae, Streptophyta, Magnoliopsida, Solanales, Convolvulaceae. The record is from the annotation of a GenBank genome assembly.